Molecule: messenger RNA, 1512 nt
Organism: Colletotrichum orchidophilum
Lineage: Eukaryota; Fungi; Ascomycota; Sordariomycetes; Glomerellales; Glomerellaceae
Exons: 3
Coding region: 1-1512 (503 amino acids)
Source: RefSeq, a predicted model, not a curated record
AUGGUUUCUCCAAUGGGCACUCUGAGGAGGCGUGCCACUCGCCGCCCGAAUUACCGUAGAGACGACUUGAAAAUCGACAUACGCGACGACAAGGGCGAAAUCUCAUCCGACGACGAAGAUUCCCCUUCGCCAAAGAGUACCAAGUUCCCACCCGGCGCGAGACCAACGGCGCCCCCUCCGCCACCGCCACCGCCGGGGGUGGUAUCUCCGCCCGCCGUCCUCAACCCCGCCAACCCUACGGAUUCGGAGAGCAGCACAUCAAGCGAUUCUCCGUCUCCCACGUCGUCCGACUUCCCGAGACCGACUGGGCCUCCGCGCGGCCCGCAACAUGGAGAGACGGGACCUGCCCCCUUUUCGUCCACCAUCAGCACUACCACCGGGGCAUCGAGCUCGACUAGGACUCUUCCUACUGCUGUGCCGAACAGUCGCAGCACCACCAGCUUCGAUUCGCAACCGACAGGGGGUACGACCGGGGGAAGCAGGGGAGGCAACGAGAUGGGCCUGGGGAACGACAGAUCUUAUGACAUAGGAUGGACGCCGACUGCGAUUGCAUUUGGAACAAUUGCCAUCGCCGCACUCUUCCUCGUCAUCGGCGUCGGCAUCUGGUGGUGCCUCCGCUACCAGAAACGCCGUAAAGCCCGCCACCUCGACGAACGCAGCAUCUCGCCCGACGGCCAGCACUACUGGGACCCGUCCUCCACCUUCUCACCGCCCACCAUGCCCGCCGCCCGCCCGUCCCGCCGCUCACCCUCCAGCAUCUUUGCCGAACUCAUGGGCCACGCCUACGCCGCCGAGAACGGCACCGCAGGACCAGGAACCUACGCCACCAACGACCGCAACUCGCUCACGCCCCAGGGCUACCUCGACGAGAAGACGUACGACCCGGCCCGCCAGCUCCCCGUCCUCGAGCCCGCGCCCGUCGCCCAACCCAACGUCCGCAACUCCAUCGCCAGCUGGAUCCGCCGCCACCACCCGCUCAAGCUGAACCCCAUGUCCGGCCGGAGCAGCGUCUACUCCACCCGCAGCGCCGUCCGCGCCAGUACCAACACCGUCAACGUCAAUGCCCCGCCGGUCCCGGUCCUCUCCGAUGCGUACCGAGGCACCGACCCCGUAGAGCAGUCCGGGUUGGCGCCGCCGUCUCAGCAGCGGUACGCACCGUCCAGCCAAGAUGACACUGAAAGCCCUCUGACAGAGUACAACACCGAUUCCUUCCUGUCUCUGUACCAAACCCAACAAGUACCCCAGCAGCAACCCGGCCAGCACCAGCAGGAACCCGGCCAGCUCCAGCAGCACCAGCAGCUCCCGGCAGCCCCGUGGCUCCAAGACCCGCCGCCGGUCGUCUUCGGCGAGCGCGGCGUCUCCAUGACGCCGACCGAAGCGACCGAAAGUACCUGGCAGAGCUGGGGCGGCGGCGUCAACCAGCCUCAGCAUCAUGACCAGCACCAAACGCCGCCCGACACGCCUCGCAAGGGCUGGAUUGAAAAGUGUAUCAAAUUUGGGGGUCUGAAAUAA